CGCAUCUCGUUUUUCUUCUCUUUCAGACUGUUAAUCUCAAUCUUCGAAUCAUAGUAUACAAGAUGACGAUUUACUACACUUUAACAUUUGCUAUUCUCUGUAUUGAGAUGUUUUUAUUUUGUCUGCUUGUUGUACCCCUUCCUGCUCGUUGGCGUAGAGCAAUCCUCAAGUUCAGUGCAUCUUCUCCAUUGGUUGCCAAGGCUUUAUACUUUUUGAAGAUAAUCUUUGCAUUCAUUUUCGUUUUAUUCAUAGAUGCCUUUAACCGUUUGCAACAUAUCAGCGAACGUCGUAAUGACGAACAUAAUCAACCUUCAUACCAUGAUUAUAACGCUGAAGCUGCUCAAAAGGCCAACAGAUUCUAUGCUCAAAGAAACCUUUAUCUGUGUGGUUUCACUCUCUUCUUAUCACUCAUUCUUGAACGUACAACUACCGUUUUGAAUCAAAUGAUCCAGCAUGAGGAUGAGCUCAAUGAACAUAAGACGAGAAGCGCUUCAAAAGAAGCCGACGAGAAGCGCUUACUCGAAAUUCAAACUGGCUACGAAAACGAAAUUGAAAAGCUUGAAAAGGAAUUAAAGGAACUCCAAAGUCAGAAUAAGGAUAUGAACGCCUUGAAGAUGCAAGCUCAACAACAAUCAGAAGAAUACUCAAAACUUGCUGCUCAGAAAUCUAAACUUGCCAGUGUAGAUCAGUUACAUGCCAUUUAAGAGAAGCAGUUUAUUGUAUGGUUUAAUAUACAGAUGACAGAUG
Mycotypha africana is the source of this 747-nucleotide messenger RNA. Its product is annotated as B-cell receptor-associated protein 31-like-domain-containing protein. Gene Ontology annotation, cellular component: endoplasmic reticulum membrane; endoplasmic reticulum. Bases 63 to 704 code for a protein of 213 amino acids. Gene Ontology annotation, biological process: endoplasmic reticulum to Golgi vesicle-mediated transport; intracellular protein transport. The transcript has 7 exons. The record is from RefSeq and is a predicted model, not a curated record. Lineage: Eukaryota; Fungi; Mucoromycota; Mucoromycetes; Mucorales; Mycotyphaceae.